Messenger RNA from Drosophila persimilis, 1161 nucleotides. RefSeq names its product probable V-type proton ATPase subunit d 2 (gene VhaAC39-2). The record is from RefSeq and is a predicted model, not a curated record. Gene Ontology annotation, molecular function: proton-transporting ATPase activity, rotational mechanism. Gene Ontology annotation, cellular component: proton-transporting V-type ATPase, V0 domain; early endosome; lysosomal membrane. The transcript has a single exon. Gene Ontology annotation, biological process: proton transmembrane transport; vacuolar acidification; vacuolar transport. Bases 42 to 1088 code for a protein of 348 amino acids. NCBI's taxonomy places the organism in Eukaryota, Metazoa, Arthropoda, Insecta, Diptera, Drosophilidae.
AUAUCUGUUGAAAAAAAAGUAUAAAAAAAGCAGAGGUAAAAAUGUCGUUGCUCUUCAACACCGAAUGGGGCUACUUGGAAGGCAUUACGCGGGGCUUUAAGAACGGCAUGCUGAAACACUCGGACUACCUCGCCCUCACGCAAUGCGAGUCCCUCGAAGACGUAAUGAUGAACAUCCAGAGCACCGACUACGGCAACAUCUUUUCCAACGACCGCAAGUUCAGUGUGGAGCUGAUCGAAAAGCGGCUGGGGGAGAAGCUUCUUAAUGAGUUCAACUACAUCCGGGCCCACUCCACGGAUCCAUUGAGCUCGUUUCUCGAGUACAUCCGCUAUCCAUACAUGAUCGACAACGUGGCACUGCUGAUCGCCGGCCUGAACAACAACCGUCCCAUGAAAAGACUGCUCGAGAUGUGCCAUCCAUUGGGCUACUUUGAUCAAUUGGCGGCCAUUGAGGUGGCCAUCAGCUCGGUGGAACUUUUCAAUGCCGUGCUCAUCGACACGCCGCUGGCCAAAUUUAUUCCGCCAAACUUCCACGAGGAAACCUUUAUCGAAAUUGAUGUCGAGAUUGUCCGGGGCGUGCUCUACCGGUCCUAUCUGGAGAGCUUUUACGCCUUCUGCGAAGGCCUGGGCGGGACCACGUCGAACGUGAUGUGCAAGCUGUUGGGCUUCGAGGCGGACCGCCGGGUCAUAACCAUCACCGUAAACGCCCUGCCCACUCACCUGACAGCCGAAGAUCGUCUGAAGAUGUACCCAACCUGCGGAAAUCUGCCCGAUCUCGCGCUGCGGACCCUCUCGGAGGUCAGCGACUACGACCGGGUGCGCGAUGUUUGCAACUUUGCGGGAUACGGCGACAUGUUCGAUAACAUCGAACGGGACACGGACGGACUGAUCGGGCUCGAGGACCGAUUCCUAAUGGUGGAGGCCAAGAACAACGUGCAAUCGUAUCUGCAGCAGUUCCACUACGGCAUAUUCUACUCCUACGUGAAGCUGAAGCAGCUGGAGAGCCGCAACAUCAUCUGGAUAUGUGAGUGCAUUUCGCAGCGUCAGACGGAUAAUGUCAAUGCAUACAUUCCCAUACCUUUGGAUUGAGUUAUUGAACAAUUGAGUUUGAUUUUCCACUAAACGUUUUGUGUGGCAAUCAUUAUAGUAAGGUUUUUAAUAA